AUGGCAACCUUCACCAUUCCACCGCCAGUCCCUCUGGAGAUAGACUCGACAAAUCUGGCAACGAGCUUCAAGAAGUUCAAACAGGCAUUCGGCAAUUUUGAGCUGGCGACGGGGAUAGCGAGCCGCGACGACUCCCUGCGGGUAGCCACCCUACUGGCCGUAAUCGGGCAGCCGGCGGUAGACCUCUAUAACACCUUCACCUGGGACACGGCAGCUGACUCCAAAGUGUUCCAAAAGGUACUCGAUAAAUAUGAGGAACACUGCAAAGGGCAUGCCAACACCACUUAUGAACGCUAUAUUUUCAACACUAGAGUUCAGAGAGAGGGCGAAUCGUUCGAAAGCUUUGUCACGUCCCUCAAAUCGUUAGCUGAAACAUGUGAGUUUGAAUUGCUGACAGAAUCUCUCAUUAGAGACAGAAUAAUCCUGGGAAUGCGAAAUUCCAACAUUCGUCAGCGACUUCUUCGCGAAGCAAAAUUGACAUUGGAACAAACAGUUACAAUCGUCAGGGCUGCUGAAGCAGCUACUGCACAUGCCAGCGAAAUCUCGAAGAGUGCGGCAACAACCUCUGAUGUGCACUACGUCAAUAGACAUCAACCAAAUCGGAAACCUAAAGGUAAACUGCAUCAACAAUCGAAGUCUAAAGUCUGUCGCAACUGUGGUGACAAGUAUCCUCACAGUGAUCAAUGCCCGGCACAAGGAAAAACGUGUUCAUUCUGCAAGAAACCAAAUCACUUUGCCAAAAUGUGCCGAAGUAAGCUCAAACAAGCGGAAGUUAAUGUCAUGGAUCAAAUGUCCCAACAACCAUCGUCACAACCACAAUUAGCUCAAGAUUCGACCUCUGAGGACUAUCUGUUUGCUCUUGGCUCAUCUGACGAGAGUAAUCAAUUGCUCAGAGUAUCAGUGCUCAUCAACAAUGUUAUGACAUUUGUCGUCAUCGACACCGGCGCUUCAGUGAAUAUUAUGAGCAAAGAAACAUUCAACACUAUCUCCCAACAGGAGCUACUACUUGAACCAACAGACAGACAAGUCUAUGCAUUUGGUGCUAACAGUCCCAUUGAUGUUCUGGGGAAAAUCUCUCUUCCAGUACGCCACAAGACACAGACGCAAACGGCUGUAUUCUUUGUCACUGAGCACAAUGGUCCAACACUCCUACGCUUGAACACUGCGAAAAAGCUUCAAAUGAUCGCUGUAACGUACAAUGUUCAUGCUGCACCAUCGAUUAUUGAUGAAUUCAGUGAUCGAUUCAGUGGACUUGGCAAGCUCACUGGAGUCACAUGCAAGCUGCAUGUAAAUCCAUCCGUCACUCCUGUAACUCAGCCACAUCGCAGAAUACCCUUUCACGUUAGGCGUAGUGUUGAAGCUGAACUGAAACAUUUACAAGACUUGGACAUUAUUGAGCCCGUGCAUCAAGAGCCUACGCCAUGGGUUUCUCCAAUUCGAGUUGUGCCUAAACCAAAGCAACCAGGCAAAAUCAGACUUUGUGUCGACAUGAGAGCUGUCAACAAGGCUAUUGAGAGGGAACGACAUGUCACUCCAACUAUCGACGACAUAUUAGCUCACCUCAAUGGAGCGACAGUCUUCACGAAGCUUGAUCUUAAUGCAGGGUAUCAUCAGAUUGAGCUAGAUCAAGCAUCACGCUAUCUCACUGUUUUCUCGACCCAUGUUGGUUUGUAUCAGUACAAGCGAUUGAAUUUUGGAGUGAACAGCGGAGCGGAGCAAUUCCAGAAUCUAAUUCAAUCUGCACUUGCAGGUCUUCAAGGCGUGAUCAACAUCAGUGAUGACAUCUUGGUGUAUGCCAAAAAUGAACAAGAACACAACGAACGACUGAUGAGGUGCAUGCAACGUCUACGAGAGAAGAACUUAACUCUGAAUCGUGACAAGUGCGAAUUCAACAAGUCUUCAGUUGAGUUUUUUGGGCAUAUCUUCAGUUCAUCAGGCAUAUCUCCCAGCCCAACAAAAGUCAAGUCAUUGAUCGAAGCAGCACCGCCCAGCAAUCGAGAGGAGGUCCGAAGUUUCCUGGGUUUAGCCAAUUAUUGCGCAAGGUUCAUCCCAAAUCUUGCUUCACUGUCGGAACCUCUUCGCGAUCUGACAAGACAGAGCGUGCCAUGGUCAUGGGAAGAGCGUCACACAAACUCCUUCAACAACAUCAAGCACGCGAUCGCACAGCACUGCCACAUGGCAUAUUUCGACUCGCGUCGUCAGUCAACUGUCAUAGUAGAUGCCAGCCCCGUUGGGCUCUGUGCAAUGCUCGUCCAGGGAGAUGAUCGAUCCAACAGCAUCGUAGCACUAGCAAGCCGUUCACUUACAUCUGUUGAGAAGCGUUAUUCACAGACUGAACGCGAAGCCCUAGCCGUCACUUGGGGCAUUACACACUUCCAUCUCUACCUAUAUGGCAGCAAGUUCAAGGUUAUCACAGACCAUAAGCCACUUGUGCCAUUAUUCAAUAGAUCUCAUUCAUCUCCACCAGCGAGAAUAGAAAGAUGGAUGCUUCAUCUUCAGCAGUAUGAGUUUGUACUAGAAUAUCAACCAGGAGCAACCAACCCAGCCGACUACUUAUCGCGACAUCCAUCGUCUAGUACAUUGACUGUUGAGCCAAACGCGGAAGAGCACAUCAACUUCAUCAUCGAGAAUGCAGUGCCAAAGUCGAUCAGCAUGGAUGAGAUAGUGGAAGCGACCACAUCUGAUCCUGUCUUGCAAGCAUGCAUCAAAGCUAUUGAAGAGAAUAGUUGGCACUCAGUCGCACAAGAGUUGCAGUGUUUCAAAAAUGUGAAGAAUGAGCUCAGUGUCGCAAAAGACGGAAAAGUGUUACUCCGUGAUCACAGAAUUGUGAUUCCGUCUAUGCUUCGAGAUCGCAUCAUCACAAUCGCACACCAAGGGCACCAAGGUGUAGUUCGCACAAAGCAGCUGAUUCGCGAAAAAGUCUGGUUCCCCGGUAUUGAUAAGCGUGUGGAAGACAAGAUCAGUCAGUGUAUUCCAUGCCAAGCAACGAGCAAUUCUACAACGCGUGAGCCAAUACAAAUGUCAACACUUCCAACCCACCCAUGGAAGGAAGUCAGCAUUGACUUCUCUGAUCUUCCAACUGGAGAGCAUUUGCUUGUCAUUAUUGAUGAUUAUAGUCGAUUUCCAGUAGUUGAAAUUCUUACGUCUGUUUCGAGCAAAGCUGUUAUUCCUCACUUGGAUCGCGUUUUCGCAAUAUUCGGUGUUCCAGAAGUAGUCCGCACAGAUAAUGGACCACCUUUCAAUAGUGAAUAUUUCAGCAUGUUUGCGCAAUACCUCGGAUUCCGCCAUCGCAGAGUUACUCCACGAUGGCCACAAGCCAACGGAGAAGUUGAGCGUUUCAUGAGAGUCCUAAAGAAGGUGAUUCGCACAUCCACUGCAGAGCGUAAAUCUUGGAAACAAGAGCUGUACACGUUUCUAAGAAAUUACCGAGCUACUCCACAUAGCACAUCUGGCAUACCACCAGCAACGGUCAUGUUCCAACGUCCAAUCCGCACUCGCCUACCUGAACCGCAAUCGCACGUGGAAAACGACGGUCCAAUUCGCAAUCGCGAUAAGUCUAUGAAGGAGAAGCAAAAAGCAAACGCAGAAAAGCAUCAGAGAAUCAGUGAAUCAAAAAUCAAAGUUGGUGAUUAUGUCCUUGUCAAGCGUGAUGGGCAUAUUGGUAAAUACACCACUCCUUUUGAUACCAGACCAUUGAAGGUCGUAGCGAUAAAAGGUUCGCAAAUCGUUGCAUCUCGUGGCUCAUACCGCGUAACGCGAAAUUCAUCAUGCUUCAAAGUCCUGAAAGGUCGACAUGACACUUGUGUGGCAACAGGUGAUUACGACGAUGUGCUAUUGCCACAAAUAGCAAACCCCCAUCCUCAAAACCAAUCUCCUAUGGUAGCACGAAGAAAUCCCAUUCGCGUUCGUGCUCCUCCACGAUAUCUGAAUGACUAUUAUACUUGA
Messenger RNA from Lytechinus pictus (painted urchin), 3945 nucleotides. RefSeq lists its product as uncharacterized. The transcript has a single exon. The record is from RefSeq and is a predicted model, not a curated record. Lineage: Eukaryota; Metazoa; Echinodermata; Echinoidea; Temnopleuroida; Toxopneustidae. Gene Ontology annotation, biological process: DNA integration. Bases 1 to 3945 code for a protein of 1314 amino acids. Gene Ontology annotation, molecular function: zinc ion binding; nucleic acid binding.